CAACAUAGUAAUAUAAAGCAGUUAACUUAGGUGUUCUCAAUACACACAACACGAAAACCAUUUUCAUCAACCCCAAGAACACUUUUCUUGUUAAGCUAUAAGUUUUUUUUUCCAUUUUCUUUGGUGAAUAUGGAGAUUGAAUCUGUGAGAUGUGAGUGUUGUGGAUUGAUGGAAGAGUGUACACGAGAUUACAUUAGUGAAGUCAAAUCCAACUUCGACAACAAAUGGCUCUGUGGUCUUUGCUCAGAAGCCGUGAGAGACGAAGUCAGUCGCCGGAAGAUGACUACUGUUGAUGAAGCUGUUAGGGCCCAUGUGUCGUUUUGUGGGAAGUUUAAAGAUAAUCCGGCGGUUCUUGUAGCCGACGGUAUGAGGCAGAUGCUAAGGAGGAGAUCCGGCGACUUGACUUCCUCUGCUUCCAAGAAAUUUGGCAGAUCUAACUCCACCAAGUUGUACUAA
Messenger RNA from Brassica oleracea var. oleracea, 456 nucleotides. RefSeq lists its product as uncharacterized. Bases 130 to 456 code for a protein of 108 amino acids. The record is from RefSeq and is a predicted model, not a curated record. The transcript has a single exon. NCBI's taxonomy places the organism in Eukaryota, Viridiplantae, Streptophyta, Magnoliopsida, Brassicales, Brassicaceae.